AUGAUGAGUCCUGCGGAACCGCCCAGCCAUGGUCGCCUGCGACGCAUGUCCAACAUCCCGGAAUCGCCACAGCCCUCACUAUCCGACAGCAAGACCUACGUGCCGUCGGAAACCAAUAGCGACGAUCGCCGUCGCGAGAUCAAGGUCCUGUGUAGAGAGUGCAAAACUCUCGAUCUAGGCGUCCACAGCUUCAAAGUCCAGUCUUCGGGAUCCCAAGGCUCAUCGUCAGGCCGACCGCUGCGCUCGUACACGACCGCGCGACAGCUGGGAACACUGAGGAAGAUACGGGCUCGCUCUUCCUCGUGCCCGGUAUGCGCGCUCAUCGUCGACUCCGUGCAGGAUGCGGGGACGCAGAAGGCCAACGGCGAAUUCUUCGACAGCGAAGUCCUUGAAGAUGCGUCUUGCUCACUCAGUUGGGAGAUCGAUGGCCGCGAGGCGGCGUCGUCGAGCAGUCGAGGGACGAACCCCAAGAACAUGGUUCGUGGCCUGACCAGACGCUUGCAUAUCAGAUGGGGCACGGCGAAGCUCUCGGAUGCGUAUCUGGUCUACGUGGCGCCGGAGACCUUUGCGCGGACGGCGUCCGAUGCGGAUCGUGUCUGGGCGAAGGAUUCGUUGUUCUUGGGACGCACGAUUGCUCCUGACAUCGAGAAUCAGGCAUUGAUCCGGUCCUGGCUCGAUCUUUGCCAGAAGUCCCACCGGGGUCCGUGUCGCGAGGAUCUCCAUGAUGGGGCCGAUAGGUUCGAUGAGAUGGUCUCGCACUCCUAUUUCGGGGUCAUCGACGUACAGAACAUGCAGCUGACUCAACUCCCUCGCCGCUCCGAUCGUCGAGAGAGGGAUGCUCGCAGACCUGCUAGCAACGGCCAGCAUGAGCCCUACGUGGCGUUGAGCUACGUUUGGGGCGGCGACGACGAGGCGUACAAGACGACGACAGAUAAUGUGAUGCUCCAUCGAACACAUGGGGGAUUGGAGAACGCACUCAACGAGUUGCCGAAAGCGAUCCAGGACUCUUUCGACCUGACGCGACGGCUUGGGUUCAGCUAUAUAUGGAUUGACCGUCUCUGCAUCGUGCAAAACAGCCCGAGGUCCUGGAAGCUCAACGCCUAUAACAUGGACCUCAUCUAUGGCAACGCGGCACUCACCAUAUGCGCAGCAGACGGCGACGCAUCGGAGGGACUUAAAGCCAUGAAACCGGAGGAACGGAACAAAACUCAGUACAAGCGGGCCGUCAUCCCUCGGCUCGACCUGAUGGUGACGCGUCCGCCCGAGAUCUAUAUCCGCGCGUCGGAGUGGAACGAGAGGGCGUGGACGUUCCAAGAGAGGCUCCUCUCCAGACGUUGCCUCAUCUUCACAAACGGCCGGGUCUACUUCCAGUGCCGUUCAACCGGCAUGUCGGAGGACAUCUUUGGAGACCAGAAGGGCGCGGGGUGGUCUCUCGAUCUGGUCGACGCGCCGAUGCAGAUGUUUCGGCAGUUGAACAACCGCGCGUUCUGGGUGUACAUGAAGUGCGUGGAGCUGUACACCGAGAGGAAGCUCAGCCAUGCGCAGGACAUCCUGGCGGCGUUCAGUGGCAUGGCGAAUAUGAUGCAGGAACGGAUGCGUGCACCUUUCGUCCAUGGGCUGCCGAGCUCUCAUUUUGAUCUCGCACUGCUCUGGCAGCCUGUCAGGUCUCUGAAGAGGAGAAUUAUCCUGGACAAAGAUGGGAAGCCAGUCAAAGACGGGAACCACACGAUUCCGGACUUCCCAAGUUGGUCGUGGACUGGAUGGAUGGGGGAGGCGACCUAUCAGGAUGAUCUGGUGGGCGGCGUGCUCGAUAAUGUGUCGCAGUGGCUGGAUACCCAUACCUGGAUCCAGUGGUGGGUUAGAGACGGACACGGAGACUUGCGGCCGUUGUGGGAUUAUCACGAAUCCGAGGAAGACAUCAGCGAGAACUCCAACUGGAAGGGUUACACGCAAAGAAGAGGUGCUCCAUAUCAACGUGAAUUCUCACAUGGCCGGAGAGACAGAGAUAGGCACGCAGAUGGCUCUCGCAGCGAAUCUGAGGAAGACGAUGAUCGAGAGUCCGCCCACACGUUCACGGAAGAUGAUGUUGAUAUCGUGCUCCGGGAAAGAAGCUAUGCCAGAGAAAACAUUGCUUUCUACGAAAUGCUCUUCGACGAGGGUAGGAAAGAGUUCAACAUCACGCUGAGGGACUACCCGUACCGCGUCGUCAAAGCCCCCUUCGACUCGCAGUUAGAGUCGUCCGAGUUCCCUCUCCUGCCAAUCCUGCAGUUCCGCACGUGGCACACCUGGCUUCACAUCACAGAAGCCGCGCCCCGGAAACCUCAUAUCGAGAAGUCUGAGAGCAGAAAUUUUGAUGUCGACAUGGAAACGGUGAGAUAUCACAUCGCCGACGAAGUUGGAGACUGGUGCGGUUCGAUCGUAUUGGAUGCGGAGUGGGCGUACAAAGCGUCUGGUAGACAAGAGUUUAUCGCCAUCUCGGAGGCGAAGAACUUUACUCUUUCUGAGUGCCAGGAGUGGACGUAUUAUAUACCAAAAGAGCGGGAACAGAGCGAAUGGGAUUUGUUCUAUGUGCUGCUCAUUGAGAGGAAAGAUGAGAAGUGGGAAAGGGUCGGAGCCGGGAAGGUUUUCAAGGAAUCGUUCCGAAGCGCGAAGUUUAAGGAGAUAAUGCUUAGUUGA
Messenger RNA from Colletotrichum karsti, 2676 nucleotides. RefSeq lists its product as uncharacterized. The coding region runs from base 1 to 2676 and encodes 891 amino acids. Lineage: Eukaryota; Fungi; Ascomycota; Sordariomycetes; Glomerellales; Glomerellaceae. The transcript has 5 exons. The record is from RefSeq and is a predicted model, not a curated record.